This is a messenger RNA of Notothenia coriiceps (black rockcod), 2932 nucleotides long. Its product is annotated as lipid phosphate phosphohydrolase 3-like. Gene Ontology annotation, biological process: phospholipid metabolic process; signal transduction; phospholipid dephosphorylation. The record is from RefSeq and is a predicted model, not a curated record. The transcript has 4 exons. Gene Ontology annotation, cellular component: plasma membrane. Gene Ontology annotation, molecular function: phosphatidate phosphatase activity. Lineage: Eukaryota; Metazoa; Chordata; Actinopteri; Perciformes; Nototheniidae. The annotation marks the transcript as partial.
UCAACAUCUCUUCCGUGCCUUCAGAUCAUCAUCGGUGAGAGCUACAGGAUCUACUUUUUGAACGAGGGAUCCAAGUCCUUUGUGGGGAACCCCUACAUCUCCGCUCUGUACAAGCAGGUGGGCGUGUUCAUCUUCGGCUGCGCCAUCAGCCAGUCAUUCACUGACAUCGCCAAAGUGUCGGUGGGCCGCAUGCGCCCUCAUUUCCUCGAUGUGUGCAAACCUGACUUCACCACCAUCAACUGCUCCCUGGGCUACAUCACUGACUACCAGUGUCAGGGGCCAGAGAACAAAGUUCAGGAAGCCAGGAAGUCUUUCUUCUCUGGACAUGCAUCCUUUUCCAUGUACACCAUGCUUUACCUGGUGUUUUACCUGCAGUCUCGGUUCUCUUGGCAUGGAGCUCGCCUGCUGCGCCCUCUGACCCAGUUCACCCUCAUCAUGAUGUCUUUCUACACCGGCCUGUCCCGUGUGUCUGAUCACAAGCACCACCCCACUGAUGUGCUGGCUGGUUUUGUGCAGGGAGCAAUCGUGGCCUACUGCAUAGUGUUCUUUGUGUCUGAUUUGUUCAAGCCCAAAGGUAGACGCUCUACACUCUUGCCAACACAAGUGAAGAAAGAUGUUGUUCCUCCAGCAGACAUCAGUCAGCGGAGCAACCACCUCAUCAUGGCAUAGAGAAGACUGCAAACUGACUCUACAUAACCCUGUACUGUGCCGUUUCAAUCACUGCUACAGCCACUGGCCGAUACUGGAUAGAACCAACUCUCAGAAAUAUGGAUAGUGCAGCACAUGGAAUCUUGAAACACCUCAGAGGAUGUCAAAUGUCGCUUUCUCAACGGAAAUCUUCUCUUUCCUCAGUCUUACCAGAUAUUUGAAUGUGAAAAAAAAAGGACUAAAGACAUUUGUACCUCCUCUGUUAUGAAGAUUUUUUAAGAUUCUCCUCUGUCGAAGCCUUUCCAUGGACAAAACUCUGAAAUUAAACUGAGAAACGGCAGCUGUAAACAAAGCUGUGUUUGGCUUCUUUUGCCUUCUACCCUCAGCUGCAUCCAGCAUGGGAGCUACACUAAUAUUCCCGCCUCUCGCUCACCAUGUGACUAAUACAAACAAAUCAUGACGAAAAAACAGAUUCCUUGAUUUUAUGAAGGAUGUUGUUUUUGUUACGAACGUAAGAAUUGUAUGUAGGCCCUUACGAUAACUUCUUCUGUUUGACGAUAUAUUGUCCAGAAAUGACUGCGAUCAACAAUGAUAUUGUAAUUUUAAGACUUUUAUUCCACUGAGGUAAUGAAAAGGAUAAUAUAAUAGGAGGACAAUGCAAAUAAACCCUUUGCAAGAGAUUACCAUAUCAUUCUUAAGAAUAUUCACAUUGUGGAAGUACAUACCUGUACAUUGGAAGACAUGUAAGGGAAGGAAGAACCCUAAAGUUUAUUCUGAUAUCAGUUUAGGCUAAAAUGUUGGUACAAUUAUUAGGUAAACAACAGCAUGUAAACACAACAGGCAAAAUGAUCACGGUCAUGUCCAAAAAUCACCAUUAAUAGAUAACCUCAAAAUGAUCGAGGUCUUGUCCAUGUUUCGUACCAUAGGUCAAUAACUUCAUAAACGAUCACCGUAGAAAAGUUAAUGAAGUCAUGUCCAUACCUCAAAUGCGUCGUAAAAAUAAUCAAGGUCAGGUCAAUAUUUUACCAUGAGUCUGGAACGUAAUUAUCGUGAGGGGCCUAAUUACAUGUGAAUUUAUAGCACUAUAUCAGCUUGACUCUUUACUGGUUUUUUGUACCACUUGAUUGACCUGAAGUGAAGCUUUUGGAAAGCUUUGUAAGAAUUUAUGUCCAUAAUGUGGUGUUCCUUAGAAGGUGCACAUAAGUGUUGGAUGUGGGCCUCUUUCUGCUGGCUAGGACGAGCCCCCAUUGAGCCAUUUAAUGAAAGUCCUAUCUGUUAUAUGUACCAGGCGGGUGCUCAUAAGUGUUAGGUGAGAAUGCGUGUGUGUUUGUGUCUGUGUGUGUGAGAGUUCCUUGCAUUACUUGUGUGUUAGGGUAAGGUCUUUUUCUGAGCCUGCCAAUGUGUCUUAAUGUCAUGUCUAAAUAUUUCAGUGUUAAUAGCCUACAAGUGUGCCUCCCUUCAGUCAGAGAACAGGCACCGGCUCUAACAGACAUAUGCAUAUUGAGACGGUAACACUGUGGAAAAAAUGCAUCACAUGCAGUACAUGUUCUUUACUGUUACUAAUCAGAGCAAUUAUAUUCAUCACUGAGGAACCCUGUGAUAAACUGUAUGCUACACAGGCAUAAAUAGACUUGGAGUAACUAUAGGGGCUUCCUAGUGAAGUGGUUACUUACCUUAGCUUUUCAGAGUAAAAGCACAAUAAAGCAAAACAUUUUUGGCACAUUGUAACCGCUUGAAAUCUCAAGUCUUUUAAAGUAAUAAAUUAUGGUUGGUAAUAAGGAUCUGCAUUAUAAUAGACACAAAUCAUUACAUUACAUUUUAAAGUAAGUAUGUGUUUGCAUGACAUUAAUGACAUUCUUUGCAAAAAAACACUUUAAACCACUUACUAAAAGCAUCAUUCUAACUCGGUUUUACGUUACUGAGACAAAUUUAGAAAAUUUCUUGAGAUCCACUUUAUACAGCAUCAGAACAUUCUGCAUGCUACCACCUUGUACAUUACUGUAGUAUGAAUAAUAUCUCUUGAAUAAAUGCCCACUAUGACCUGUGUGUCGAGACCUGUGUAAAUGUAAAACAUGCUGCUUUAUAGAGGCAAAGCUUGGUGGAUUUCAUCCAGUAAAGUUGACACAUUGUGACUAUUACGUUUUUUUUUUAAAAACAUAGCUCAGUACAUGUUUAUAAAAAAAAUUGCCUUUCAAUAUUUUUGUAUUGUGUGAAAUUUUGUACAAUGAAACUGUAAGACGUAUAAAAGAUAAAAUGUCUUUUAAUAAAAUACUAAAGUUCAAAA